UUGAGCUGUCUCCUAGACAAAGCCUUGUGCACCUUCCCUAACAGAGGGUCUAACCAAGCAGGCAGGAUGGGGUUAUAAAGUAGGUGGGGAGGUGGAAGAGACUCCACCUUCCCAGGUGGGCUGAGAACAGAGGUAAGGCCCUGCAACAGGACGGAGGGAAAGUGGGGAUGAGAGAUGAGAGGCGAGAUAGCACCUCCCCAUCUCCUGGGAGGCUGGGCUCUCUGCUGUCUUUGCCUCCACUGACCAACCACCAUCUGUUCUUGCUCAGCCCCCUCCUCCAUUUGCCACUGACCUGUUGGCCUCCGCCAACCUCUGAGCCUGCUUCUGCCUGGGUAAUUUCCCAAGACCUAGGAGGGGUGAGGGGUGAGGUGUGAUUGCCCCCAUCCCUUUGCCUCCCACAGCAUCUGCUCUGGGACCAUGAACAAUAGCUGACAGCUCCAUGGCCUUUGCUGUCCCCAUCUCAGCUUCCCUGGGCAUCCAAACCUCAGCUGCCCUGGGGUAAGAGGACGGGCUGAGGAAGCAGAAGCCUGAGGCUGUCUAGAGUCUCACUCUUGCAUCAGCAGGCCACCACCUGUGUUUCCUCCUUGUGCAAAUUUGAAAAGAAUUGCAUGAAACACUGGAGAAAUCCAAGAGGGGAAGUCCAUAAGAGCGGUGGUUCCCUAAGUGAUCACAGAGCAAGCUGGUGCCAGAGCCUGGACCUAGAGUGCUGUUGGUGGGAAGCAGGAGGAGGGUCCUGCCUCCAGGAAUAGAUGGACAUGGCCUGGCAGAUGAUGCAGCUGCUGCUUCUGGCUUUGGUGACUGCUUCGGGGAGUGCCCAGCCCAGGAGUGCACGGGCCAGGACGGACCUGCUCAAUGUCUGCAUGAACGCCAAGCACCACAAGGCACAGCCCAGUCCCGAGGACGAACUGUAUGGCCAGUGCAGUCCCUGGAAGAAGAAUGCCUGCUGCACGGCCAACACCAGCCAGGAGCUGCACAAGGACACCUCCCGCCUCUACAACUUUAACUGGGACCACUGUGGUAAGAUGGAGCCCGCCUGCAAGCGCCACUUUAUCCAGGAUGGCUGUCUCUAUGAGUGCUCACCCAACCUGGGGCCCUGGAUCCGGCAGGUCAACCAGAGCUGGCGCAAAGAGCGCAUCCUGAAUGUGCCCCUGUGCAAAGAGGACUGUGAGCGAUGGUGGGAGGACUGUCGCACCUCCUACACCUGCAAAAGCAACUGGCACAAAGGCUGGAAUUGGACCUCAGGGAUUAAUGAGUGUCCGGCCCGGGCCCUCUGCCGCACCUUUGAGUCCUACUUCCCCACUCCAGCCACCCUUUGUGAAGGCGUCUGGAGCCACUCCUUCAAGGUCAGUAACUACAGUGGAGGGAGCGGCCUCUGCAUCCAGAUGUGGUUUGACUCAGCUCAGGGCAACGCCAAUGAGGAGGUGGCCAAGUUCUAUGCUGCGACCAUGAAUGCUGGGGCCCCGUCCCGUGGGGGAUUAUUGGUUCCUGAUCCAAGAAGGGUCCUCUGGGGUUCUUCUGACAACCUAUUCUACUAGACAAAUCCACGUGU
Molecule: messenger RNA, 1549 nt
Organism: Chlorocebus sabaeus (green monkey)
Lineage: Eukaryota; Metazoa; Chordata; Mammalia; Primates; Cercopithecidae
Source: RefSeq, a predicted model, not a curated record